This is a messenger RNA of Chaetomium fimeti, 3222 nucleotides long. RefSeq lists its product as uncharacterized. Bases 1 to 2982 code for a protein of 993 amino acids. NCBI's taxonomy places the organism in Eukaryota, Fungi, Ascomycota, Sordariomycetes, Sordariales, Chaetomiaceae. The transcript is spliced from 3 exons. The record is from RefSeq and is a predicted model, not a curated record.
AUGGAGGCGAGCGAGCCUGAGCGAUCUCUGGAGGGACGCCAAGCUUUUUCCAGUAGCAGCCGCCUCCCAGCGCUCUGGGCCUUGACUCCUGCCAAGCGGCAAAAGCAGGUUGACAAUUCUAGCGUGCCCGAGGAUAGGGUUUGCCUUCGAAACGUUGGUGUUGCGCUGGAGUUGCAAUCCGGUACAACGUUCAUCGGCAUCCUGACGCAGUGGCUGACCCGCGAGAGGUACGACGAGAGGGAAGACGUCGUAUCGGAACGCAUCGAUACGGGCGCCCUUCUCGAGGCGCUCCAGGAAGCGUUUUUGGACGAUACGAGAAUAAGAGCGCCGAGUCACGCCCGCUCAGCCACCGUAGGCCUUGACUCCUUAAGGCUCGAAGUGGAAAUCGGCCGCUAUAGCGGCAACCAGAGAUGGCUAGACGCGAGCACUGCGCCCCUCCUUCGCCGGGCUCUCAACAGCGCCUGCGAAGAGGGGCUGGAGAAAGACCCUCACUAUGGGGAUCAUAUCUUGCUGUGCCGCUACGUCACGCAACCAACUGACACUACCCCCAGCAUACGGUCCGACACCGAACCGGGGGAGGGGGCGCCAUUUAGCCCUGCCAGGUCGGCCGCCCACGACAAGAGAACCGAAGAACGCGAAAGGGACAACGACGUCAUUUCGAUCUCGUCCAACGCUCACACGGAGCCGGACGAUGGGGCGCUAUCUGACCCUGGUGGACCGACCACUGCAUAUGAUGAACAUGAGGCCAACGACGGCCCCGACGCGCUGGGCUCUAUAACGCUUGGCGGGACCGAAGAAGAAUGGACGGAGGCCUGCCGCUUCUUCCGUCACGACCCAGCGUGUAGGGAGAUGGAUAGCGGGAAGAAGCUGUUCGGCACCAAGAUGGCGCUACGCCCCGGCCAGCUGCGGGAUGUUUGGCACUUCCUGGAUGCCACGUACGGCACGGGCCGAACUGGCUAUAUCAGUGCCCUAGACACGGGGCUCGGCAAGACGAUGGUGGCUCUAGGUACCGUCGCCGUCUUGCGAACGGUGGAUCUGAUGAGACUGGUCUGUCGGGGCGACCCGGACACGUGCGAGGUGGCCGAAGGCUUCGGAUACAACGACUGCAUCUGCCGAUCCGGCUCGCUUAUGUCCAAGAUCCACCAGGAGCUGAUUCCGGGUAUCACGGUCUUCCUCACGCCGAACAGCACAGUCCAGGGAGCCCAAAAUAGCGCCGACGUGUUUCUGGAGCGGGUUGUCACUCUGCCAGAUGAAACCAAGUGGGAGUUCGUCGAAGUCAUCCGGUCAGAGGCCAACAAGGAGACAAAAGAGAAGUUGUUCGCUCAUGAUGUCGUCGACGGCGGUAACAAGAUCAAACGUGCCAAGAAAUCGUCGGGCGCGGGGAAAGGGAUGCCAGCAAAGAAAAUGAGCGGUUUUGACAGCAUCAACACUGGCCAGCUGAACAAGAAUCAGAGCGCGGAAGGGCUUCAAGAUUCGGCAGUUUCCUAUCUGGACGACCGACAGGAGUACCCCUUCAAGGAGCGGCACUUCCUCCUGAUUUUACCCUCUGACGCGUCAUCCCUAGACCCCAGGCACGCCAUCAUGCGUAGCCUCACCAAGACCUACCCCCUCGCCGCACAAGGCUGGCAGAGGAAGGUUGACGUGAGGAUUGUAGCUCCAUUUUGGGUGCGGCAUUGCAUCCUGGAUGAGUUCCACCGGAUCAAGGGAGGAGACACGAUCGUGUAUACCUGCAUGAAAAUGUUUAGGCGGCGCCAUCCCACCGGGAAGAUGGUGAGCAUGUUCAUGAGUGCGACCCCCUUCACCAAGGAGCUCAAGGCCAGCCUCAAGGUCCCUUUAGACUUCAUUCUGCCCGAAUCCUGGAGCAGUGCCGGCGACCAGAAGCGCGCCGGCCUGAGCCGAGCCCGGUUCGAUACGCUGGUGUUUGACCUACUAAGGUCGCAGCGAGGUGCAGAUGAUACUAGCGAGGCGGUGUUUGGGGAGUUGAAAGACUUCCUUGCCGGCUUCAUGACUCGGCGCACCGUCCAGUCGCGCUUCUUGGGGGGGUUGGAGUGCGCGCUGCCACUUCACAAGAGUCGGGUGAUCGACUGUGAGAAACCCCAGGGAUCGUCGAAACAAGACGCGUGGUCGAGCAUUGUCCGAUCGGCAAAGCAAGGGGGAAAGGGUGGUGACUUCGAUGCGGCAACCAUAUUCAACCGGCUCACCAAGACCGGGGGAUUCCUUUCACAACUCUAUGGGGCGACAUUUACCCACCCGUCUCAGCUGCAGAUGACGGACGUCGACCCCGAAGCAUUGGCCGCCAUCCAAAAGGGGUGGGACCAUUGGAUUAAGGCGCAAUACGCUAACCACUUGGUUUACUUGACGCCAGAGGGUCGCCGCAAACACGAAGCGGCCACCGCCGGGGCUGUGGACUAUCUGUGCAAGGGGACCUCGAAGACAACUGAAAUCGAGCGGAUACUGGAUACGGCCAUCAGAGACAAGUCCAUGCCGGCACCUGGGUUCAAGUACCCCCCUGGUAACAAAUGGCAACGCAUCAAGGGACCCGUCAAAAAAUCCGUGGUUUUGUUCUGCUCGAGACCUGGGAUCGCCGUGCUCUACGCCCUUUACGCGGACAGGCAUUGGGCCGGCAGCUGGGAUGUGCAACUUUUGACCGCCGCGUGCCGAGACCGCCAAAGCCUGAUUGACGAGGCACUGGGGCCGGUCGGGUUCGACGAAGCAAGAAAACCCGCUCUCCUCAUCGCGGUGAUGUCAGUAUGCGGCGAGGGGGUCAACGGCAUGCAACGAGCUGCCUACAGCAUCUCGGUCGACCUGCCCUUCUCUGAAGCCCUCAAGGCGCAGGUGGCGGGCCGGGUCUACCGCUACGGCCAGAUUCACGUCUCGCGGCAUUACCAGCUGGUAUCCGAACACCCAGCGGAGCGCAUCAUUCUUGCUCGCCACGAGAAGAGGGAUGCCGACUUCCAACAGCUCCUGGAGGGAACGGAGUAGGGGUGUGGAAGACCAAGAACCGACUUGUUGCCUUUUUCGUUCAUGCUCGACGGAGGACUGCGAAGCGAGAAUUUGUGUGUUGCGCGGCUGAAGUCAAAGGGGAGUUGCGUUUAAUGUGCGGGCAACCGGAAUGUCAGCUUGUUUGCAGUAGUUAUCAAUAAUCGUUGCUAUAGGGCCGUACCUAGUCACGUCAAGAAGCCUGUCAAUUUCCUCCUUGGGGAGCAUUUACCCCUUAAUGUC